UUUUAGCAGGGUGCUGACUGUUACUGACUUCAGGAACUCCGUCCCCAUCAUGUUCAAUUCAUGCCACUAAGAGAUGAAGAACCUGCCAAAGAUCACAAAGAUGACGAGCACAUUUUGUUUCCUCUUCUUCACAUGUCUGGUCACGUGUUGGGCACAGAGACAAGAUACCAAAGAAUGGUUUGGAGAUGUGGUGUUCUUGGUGGACGACACCGACAGUAUGGGGAGAAGCGAUUUUAGCAGAGUGAAGAAUUUUCUACAAAAUGUGGUAAAACAAUUUGAUGUUGGAAUGGAGAAAUACCGAAUCGGUGUCUCACAGUUCAGCAGUAAAGCCAAGACAAUGAUCUUCCUCAACUCUUCUAAGACUGUCGAGACCUUAACCAACCAGAUUGAUAAAGAAAUCACUUACAAAGGCGGGGAGGCCAAAACAAGUUUGGCUCUCAAGAAUGCCUUUGAUGUUCAUUUCAACAAGUCCUCGGGAAGCAGGAGGAAAGAAGGAAUCCCUCAGCUUCUCGUUGUCAUUUCGUCGGAGAACUCUACCGAUGAGCUGCAGAAAACAGUCAGAGCCGUGAAAGAUUAUGGUGUCAAAAUAGUUUCGGUUGGACUUAAAAAUGCUGACACCAUGAAAAACGCUGACACGCAUCACUUCUUCAGCUAUUCUUUCAAUGACUUAAGGGCGUCAUUCAGAAACGUUUCCAGUUUAAUAAAAGAUGAAGUUAACAGUCAAUUUAGGACCAAACAGCAACCAAGAGUGUGUGAGGCCAUAACCAUGGCGGACAUCUUGUUACUUGUCAGCAGCCCAGCCAACAUUAAGCAACUUAAUUUCAAACAUCUGAAGGCCUUCCUGUACAAUGUUGUCGGUGCUUUCAAUAACGUUAAUGCUACCAUCAGGAUUGGCAUGGUGACCUUCAACGACACACAGAAAGUGGAGUUUUCCCUUCGAGAUCACAAAGACAUAAGUCAUAUCCAGGACUACAUAAAGAACAUAGCGCACUAUGAGGGAACACCAGACGUAAACACUGGAGCAGCCCUGCGAUUUGUGAAAGAUCAGUUUGCAAAGAGUCAUAAUGGACAGACAGGAGUCCAGCAAGUGGCCAUUGUGAUCACCGACAGGGUCUCCAAAGACAGCGUGACCGAGGCUGCGUCUGAUCUCCAUAAAGACGGCGUGGCGGUGUUUGCAGUGGGAAUCAAGGAAGCCAACGAGGCCCACCUGAAUGAAAUUGUUUCAGACACAGAAGAACAUCAGGUAUUUGUGGACACUUUUGUGCAGCUGUCGGCGAUUGAAGAUAAACUGCUGACAACGAUCUGCAAUGACAUCCGCAGCAAAGUCUAUCAAAGCCCAGAAAUAACAAACAUCCUGAAAAAAGGCUGCAUCGAAACAGAAGAAGCGGACAUUUUUUUUGUGGUUGACGGCUCAUUCAGCAUCGACAAGAGUCAUUUUACCGAAAUUAAGGACUUCCUUGUCGAAGUAGUGCAAAUGUUUGAAAUAGGGCAGAGUAAAGUUCGGGUCGGACUGGUCCAAUAUGCAGGGGAUCCAUCAGUUGAGUUUAAUAUCAAUGUUCAUAAGACGAAAAACGAUGUGCAGAAGGCCAUCCAGAACAUUCGGCAGAAAACACACACAAGUAAUGCUGGGAAAGCUUUAAAUUACACCUUGGAGCUCAUCGCAAAAGCAAAGAACAUACGCAACGUGCCAACAUACCUGCUGACACUGACAGAUGGAAGGUCGAAGGACGACGUAACCCAAGUAGCAAUGGCUUUAAGAAGCAGCAGGGUCAAAACCUUUGCUAUUAGUGUGAAAGGUGCGAAUGAGACUCAGCUGCAGGAAAUUGCAGGAUCGAAAGAGAAAGUUUUUUACCUUGACCAAUCCACCCAAUUUAAGGAAAUCAAAAAUAAAAUUUUCCAUGAAAUUUGCACGACGACAGAUUGCACUUUGAUGAGAAAAGCUGAUGUUUAUUUUUUGGCUGACAACUCUGGAAGAAUUAGCAAAGAUAGCUUUCAGUUGAUGCAUAGCUUUCUUCAUGACGCCGUACAAGCGUUUCCACUGGGAGCUAAUCAAGUUCAGGUUACAAUUGUGACGUACACCGAGAAUCCUGUCCUGUUAAGAAGGAGUUCUGAGAAGGAUGAUGUGCUGAAGCACAUUCAGGGAAUGAGACAGCAUUUUGGAACAACCAACACUGGAAAAGCAUUAAGUUACACCCUUCAACUGGUUGAUAAAGCAAAACAAGUCCGGAACGUUCCCACAUUCGUGCUGACCCUAACAGAUGGAAAAUCCAUGGAUGAUGUAGACGUGUCGUCUAAGGCCCUAAGAAGUAAAAAUGUCAAAACCUUUGCUAUUGGAGUGAGUGGCGCCAAUGACACUGAACUUCAGGUGAUCGCAGGCUCCGAUGACACGAGGUUCCACGUCCGCGACUUUAGCAAACUGAAGGAUAUUAAAAACGACGUUGUCCAACAAAUUUGUCUGCCCGAGGUUUGCAAGAAGGCUGAAGCUGAUAUCAUGUUCUUGCUUGAUGGCUCCGGAAGCAUCGAAUCGGAGGAUUUCCAAAAAAUGCUCAAUUUUGUGGAAAGACUCAUGAAGAAGAUAAGCGUUAAGAAUGGCCACACAAGGUUUGGGGCCGUGCAGUACAGUGACGUCCAAAGAGAAGAGUUUCAGUUAUCCAAAGAUGUGAACGGCCACGUCACGAGUCUGAAGAACAUGCACCAGCUCGGCGGGGGAACCCUGAUUGGCAACGCACUGACUUUUAUAGACCCAUAUUUUCAAAAAUCAAAAAAGGAACGACCCUACGUCGACAGGUUCCUGGUCGUAAUCACUGAUGGGGAGUCUCAAGAUGAAGUCACUGCUCCGGCGUUGGCUUUGCGGAAUAAUAACAUUCAGAUCUCCUCCAUUGGCAUUGGGCAGGUUAAUUUUAAUCAGCUGGUGAACAUAAGCGGCUCUCAACACCGAACAUUUUACAUCCACAAUUUUGAUGGCUUAAGUAAGACCUUUGAAAGCAUUCUUUCAACUCUUUGCACAAGUCAAGGGGAAUGUUCAAGGCUUGGCAUGGCCGACGUCAUGUUUUUAGUUGACUCCUCGGGGAGCAUCGGGGAUGCCAAUUAUCUUUUGAUGAAGAAUUUUAUGAUUUCCUUAGUUAAUCACUCAGAUAUUGGCAGAGAUAAGGUGCAGAUUGGAGCCAUGAUAUAUAGUGCUGAACCUGAGAAAGGCUUCUUAUUGAACGACCAUCUGAGUAAGAGUUCUGUCACUACUGCGAUCCUCAGUCUGAGAUACAUGGCAGAUACCACAUACACAGCCAAAGCCCUCAACUUCUCCAAAGAUUUUCUGGAAGAGUCAUUUGGGGGCCGCAGAAAUCAAAAUGUCAAACAACUUCUCAUUACCAUCACUGACGGCGAGUCCCACGACAGAGAAAAACUGGAGGACACAGCCAAGUACAUCAGAGACCAAGGAAUUGACACAUACGCGGUUGGAAUAAAGGAGGCAAAGAUAGAAGAACUUCGGAUCAUCGGAGGCAAAGCCGAAAACUGGUUUUAUGUAGACAAUUUCGAUAAGCUGGAAGACCUGCAACAAAAAUUUUCUGAAAUAGUAUGCAGUAACACUCCAACAACUUGCAAAACUGAAGUUGACAUUGUGUUUCUUCUUGAUGGCUCAGGAAGCAUUGUGGAAACUGAUUUUAAAAGAAUGCAAACUUUCACUAAGGACAUCUUGGAAAAUUUCCUCUCGGAAAGUAAUCAGGUUGGUGUGGCACAGUUUAGCAGCUUUUAUUCAGAGGAGUUCCCACUAACAUUUCUGAAAAGCAGAGCAGCCUUCGCUAAGAUCGAUUCAAUACAUAAGCAUGGCGGUGGCACCGAAAUAGGCAAAGCUCUUCGUUCCAUCAAACCUCUAUUCACCAACGAGAAGGGCAGUCGGAAGAAUAAAGGAGUUCAGCAGAUUCUGAUCGUCAUCACAGAUGGAGAUUCCCAAGAUUCGGUGGAGGAACCGGCGAGAGAUUUGAGAAAUGACAACAUUUUCGUGUACGCCAUAGGAAUAGGAGCCGUUAAACAAAAGCAGCUGGACCUCAUAUCCAGCACACCUGAAACAACGUACAGAGUGCAGAAUUUUAUGGAGCUGUCGAAUAUCAAGAAACGGGUAACCCGUGACAUUUGUGACCAGCCAGCCAAACCAUCAAAUUGCACUUUGGAUAUCGUGGUUGGCUUUGACCUUACACGCAAUGUACAACAAUCUUCCCUGUUUGCCAACCAGGAUAAUCUGAAGGCUCUUCUACCUGAGAUUUUAAGAACUAUCUCCUCCAUUAAAAAUCUCAGUUGCAUUCCAGGAUCUCAGCCAAGAAUCAGUUUUGGAUUUCAGGUUCCAGAUGCGCAGCAGGAAUAUGAAUUUUCAUUCAAACUUUAUACAGAAGACAUGUUUCCAGAAUUAGAGAAAAUGAUAAUCAGAGGAGGAGCCAAAUUAAACGUACAGUUCUUAAACACGUUAUGGGACAGGUUUGACGAACAAGCAGAGACCGUGUCCAAGGUGCUCCUGAUUUUCACAGAUGGAUUGGAUGAUGAAGUUGAAGCCCUUGAAGAUAAAAUCGAGCAGCUCAAGAACAAAGGACUCAGUGCUCUUGUUACUGUUGCUCUGGAAGGAGCUCCAAGGAUCGACGAUAUUCAUCACCUUGAUUUUGGAGGAAGAUUUCCAUAUGUGCCUCAAUUAACCAUCGACAAUCCUUCGAUAAGCAUCUUAUUGAACCGAAUACUCGACAGCGUCGCCGAAAGGGCCUGUUGCUGUGCUUUCUGCAAAUGUAUGGGCACCAGAGGACCCAUCGGCCCAUACGGACAAGUUGGAGAAAAGGGGCACACAGGACGUUUGGGAAAUCAAGGCCACCCCGGUGAAGAAGGAUCUCCGGGAGGAAGGGGUCCGCCUGGUGUGACUGGACUUGCAGGGUCACAAGGAUGUAAUGGAAGAAUUGGACAGAAGGGAUCCCGAGGCAUCUCAGGUGAAAAGGGAGAAAAUGGCGAAGAUGGCUUGCACGGUAUUUCAGGAGAGGAGGGAGACCAAGGGCAUUCUGGGCAAAAAGGAGAAAUCGGCCACACUGGAAAAACGGGAAGUCCUGGAUCAAGAGGAACACCAGGAACUCGAGGAGAACCCGGCCUACGUGGGGAUCCAGGUGAUCCUGGAUCUCAUAACGAUGUUACUGGACCAAAAGGGGAGCAAGGCAAACGUGGUCUGCAGGGUGAGUCUGGUAUCGAUGGGAAGCCUGGCCCGAAUGGAGCACCGGGACAGCAGGGGUCGGAUGGUCGCAGAGGUCAGCUUGGAAUUAAGGGUAAUAGUGGAGAUGUUGGCUUGCAAGGUCCAAAAGGAGAGCAAGGAAUGAGAGGCACCCAGGGUCCUAAAGGCGACCAGGGGGAACCAGGACCACUUGGAGAGCCAGGACUCAAAGGACCCCAGAGUUCACGCGGGCCUGAAGGACCAAAUGGCAGUCGAGGUAAUGCGGGACAACGAGGACUGAAAGGUGAACCUGGCAUUCCCGGUCUCAAAGGUGCACCUGGGACAGCUGGACGCCGAGGAGUUCAGGGUGAAGAUGGCUCUGAUGGAUAUGGAGAGAAAGGCAUAAAGGGAAAAAAAGGAGACCCCGGGUUUCCAGGGCUGCUGGGGCUGCAGGGAAGUGAUGGUGAACCAGGUGAUCCAGGAGAUAACGGGCCGAAGGGGAAUCGAGGAAAGAGGGGCUUGGGUGGCGCACCUGGUGAAAGCGGAGCUCCUGGAGAGCCAGGGUACCGGGGACAUAAGGGUGUGAAAGGACAACGUGGAGGACUACCAAGAUCUGAAUGUGAGACGAUCCGCUUCAUCCGUGAGCAGUGCUCUUGUUACCAAGUGCGUGUUGCCUUCCUUCCUUCCUUCCUCCCGACUCGGACUCGCCUGGAUGAGAUUGGACAGCUUCCUGUUAGGUCUCUCUCUGAAUCGGAUCGUAUUAACAAAUUGCUUUAUCGUUUCUUUUACCUAGGAGAAGAUCGCUGCCCAGCGUACCCUACAGAACUGGUGGUGGCCUUUGAUAUGUCGGACGGAGUCUCUCAAAAGUCAUUCAACACAAUGCAGAAGAUCACGCAGUCACUUUUAGAAAAUGUAGCCAUCAGUGAAAGCAACUGUCCAACCGGGGCGCGUGUGUCUGUUGUGUCGUACGACUCCUCGGCGAGACACUUGAUUCAUUUUUCCGAUUUUCAUAGUAAAAAGCUGCUUCUACAACAAAUUGGUAAUAUCACCCUGGAAACAUCCAGCAAUAAACGGAACAUUGGGGAAGCCAUGAGGUUCGUUGGUAGAAACACCUUCAAGCGCGUUCGGAAAGGACUGACGGUGAAAAAGGUGGCGUUAUUUUUUGCGGAGAGUUCAUCCCUUGAUUCGGUUUCCACAAGCACAGCUGCUCUGGAACUGAGCGCUAUGGACGUAUACACCUCGGUCCUCGCUUUUACAGACCUGCCGAAGCUCCGAAAGAAUUUUGCGAUCGACCCCUCGAGGUUUCAGGUUCUCAUAAUCCCCCAGCGUGAAAGUGACAUAAAGGCGAGAUUAAACGUCUUCAAAGACUGCCUGCUGUGUUAUGAUCCAUGCAGCCCAAAUCCCGCCUGUAGUGACAGGAACACAAAGAGCUCCAUUGAUCUCGACAUGGACAUCGCCUUUCUUGUGGACAGCUCAAGAGUGAUGAGAAGCGAAGACUAUGAACGGUCGAGGCUUUUCCUGCACAGUCUACUCGAUGAGAUUGAUGUGUCAGCCCAGCCCAGGGUGCCAAGCAAAGGGGCACGGGUGGCGCUGUACCAGCACACUGCACCAGGCUUCACUCCCAGUAGCGCCUCACAAGUUCCAGUCCAUGAAGAAUUCAACUUUUUCUCGUACACCGACAAGAACAGGAUGAAGGCGCACAUCAUGGAGUCCAUGCGACACGUCCAAAGCUCUUCUGCAGUCGGAUACGCCCUUGAACACAUCGUCAACAAUGUCUUCUCGAAGUUAUCAAAAGUCAGGACUACCAAAAUUCUGUUUGUCCUCUUGGGUGGAGAGACCAGUCCUUGGGACUUCCAGAAACUGGAGGACAUUUCAAGGCAAGCCAAGUGCAAAGGCUUCACAAUUUUCACCUUGGCCUUUGGGGAGCACAUCAAUGACACGCAGGCAGAGCUGCUCACCAGCAUCCCGGCGGCCCACCACUUGUGUCACGCGGGUCGAAUUGUUGAGCCGGACAUGAGCUAUGCCGUGAGGUUUGCUCGAGCCUUCUUCGGCCUCUUUCCCAAAAAAAUUAACACGUACCCCACAAAGGUCUUUGAGAAGAAGCACUGUGGAAAAGAACAGCAAGACGACUGGUCCCAGGUCUCGUCACUGGAAAGAAUGUCGUCUUCUGAAGAUCAGCAUGUCCAGUUACCAAAGAUGGACCCUCCAGGUGUACUGAAUGACCAAGCACAAGAAUCAAAGGAGCAGCCGGCAGCAGAGCAACCGAACGUCGAGCAGACGACUGAAAGGGAAGAUCAGAAGGGCAAAGCGGCCACGAUAAAUCCCUGUUUGUUGCCAAAAGAAGCUGGAACUCCCUGCAAAGGACAACUUAAAAUCCAGUGGUAUUUCCAUAAAAGCUCUCAGACGUGCAUCCCUUUCUGGUACAGAGGCUGUGGUGGCAACGGAAAUCGAUUUGAGGUCAAACCCCGGUGCCUCGAGGUGUGCGCCGUCUUAGGUCAGCUCUCCUUUAAGAGUACAGCGGCCUGAUAAGAAGCAUUUGGAUUUACGGGACCAAGCCCGUGUGGCCCACUGCCUGCCUGGAUUUGAUGCCACUGUCACCCUCAUGUUGCCAGCUGCUCUCUGUUUGCCCACUGUGGGCUUUCUAAGGACGCGGUGUGGACGAUGACCUUUAGUUCCAUGGACACAGACGGUGGGUAACGUCCAGUGGGCUCCGUCUGAUUCCUUUUUUUUUUUUUUGGACUAUAAUGAGCACCAUACCAAACGUCCCCUCUCAUACAGUCACUUUAUAUUUAGAAUUACAAAUAAAUACCGUGGACUGGCAUCAAGUGGACAUCUGUGUGCCUUUCAUGCUAAUUUAAACCAAAAUGUUUCCUCGGCUGUUACUCGGGUUUUUGAAGCGAAGAAUAUUCCACGUUUGUAUGCACCAGAAAGGUUCUAUCCAUGGUGUUUUCUAAAGGAUUUGUGUUUUUUUAUCUGUCUUUAAUUAAAACAAAGAAAUACAUUGAAUUAAAA
Molecule: messenger RNA, 8185 nt
Organism: Erpetoichthys calabaricus (reedfish)
Lineage: Eukaryota; Metazoa; Chordata; Cladistia; Polypteriformes; Polypteridae
Product: collagen alpha-6(VI) chain-like
Exons: 41
Coding region: 74-7699 (2541 amino acids)
Biological process (GO): extracellular matrix organization
Molecular function (GO): extracellular matrix structural constituent conferring tensile strength; serine-type endopeptidase inhibitor activity
Source: RefSeq, a predicted model, not a curated record